Paralichthys olivaceus (Japanese flounder) is the source of this 1538-nucleotide messenger RNA. RefSeq names its product H6 family homeobox 1 (gene hmx1). Gene Ontology annotation, cellular component: nucleus. The record is from RefSeq and is a predicted model, not a curated record. Gene Ontology annotation, biological process: negative regulation of DNA-templated transcription; regulation of transcription by RNA polymerase II. Lineage: Eukaryota; Metazoa; Chordata; Actinopteri; Pleuronectiformes; Paralichthyidae. Gene Ontology annotation, molecular function: DNA-binding transcription factor activity, RNA polymerase II-specific; RNA polymerase II transcription regulatory region sequence-specific DNA binding.
GCGGCGGCGGCUGACGUGCAGAAACAAUCUCCCUUCUCUGGAAAACCCCAUUUGCUAUCGUGCUCGUCCAAUCGCCGGGUGCCCUCGGCUCGUAAAGCGUUAGACUUGACGUUCCCACUGAACUAGUGCCGCUUCCGUCUCCUUGUCUCCCUCUCCUCCCGCUGGCAACGAGGAGAUCCCCCCGUCCCGUCUCCUGCCAUGAGUCCUCAUCUAACCACAGUGCAGCAGCAGCGAGGCUUGAAGUGACUGCGUUCAAGCCUCGCUGGUCGACUUAGCGCACGAUCGAGACGGGACACGCUCGGGUUUCUUGUGGAGAAACGCGCCGUGAGAUACGGGUAAACAUGCAGGAGAAGCUGACCGUAACGCAGACCCCCACUUCAGCGCGGGCGUCGUCGUUUUUCAUCGAGAACCUACUGGGCAAGGAGCGGGACGGGCAGGAUUUAGCGUCGGGCGGCAGUCGAUGGGAAGCGGGAGCGGUGGAAAUCGUCUCUAUUGACCGAGUCCUCAACUCGCAUCCUGCGCCCCACGGCUCCAGCUCCACGGACCGGUCUCCGUACAGGGAGUCACCGUUGCAGUGGUACCGCGGGGGGGCUGCAUCCUUGAACUUCAGAGGGUUGGAAACACCACACAGUCCAUUAAGAGACAACACAAGUCCAGAGGAUCACUGCUGCUCCAUGACGACCAGCGACAGAGGUUCACCUGCUGUGUCCGAGCCCAUAACCGAAGGCAGCGACGAGACAGAGCAGAAAACAGGGGACAGCAACCUGACGGACGACAACGACGACGCGCCCCACGCCUUUGACGCACGGCCGGAGCAGGACGCGUCAUCCGACGCGAGCUCCACUCGGAAGAAGAAGACCCGGACCGUGUUCAGCCGCAGUCAGGUCUUCCAGCUGGAGUCGACCUUCGACCUGAAACGGUACCUGAGCAGCUCGGAGAGAGCGGGGCUGGCGGCGUCUCUCCACCUGACAGAGACUCAGGUGAAGAUCUGGUUUCAGAACCGGAGGAACAAGUGGAAGAGGCAGCUAGCGGCGGACCUGGAGGCUGCUCACAUCCCAAACUCCACGCAGAGGAUUGUCAGGGUCCCCAUUCUCUAUCACGAGGGACCAACACCCACUCUGGGCUUCAACCUGACCGGGCAUCCAGUCUCUGCACCCGUCGCGGGCUUCCCCAGCUCCAUCAACUACCCUCUGUCCUCGUUUGCUCACUCCAUGAGCAUGCUGAGGUCGCAGAUGACGGGCUUGGUGUAAAGACUGAUUCAUAUCAAACUGUUAAACAUCACCGAAUCGUGCAAUAGUCCACAAUGAAAACAGAAAACUGCUGACUGCACCCAAAGAGCCACAGAGAGUGUGACUGUAACACAAAGUAAUGCAUCAUCCCUACACCUCUGCGAAGCCUCUGCUCCUGUCACUGUACAUCAACGAUGACGACAGUCAGUGGAGGCUGUUCAUGUGCUGUAUGUUUGAAAACACACGGAUUUUUUUCUUCUUUUUACAAAUUUUUAUAUUUAAAGCCACGGGUUUUUCCAACGUUGUCAC